ACACACACUCACGAGUGCCGGCGUUCCGUUACUGCAGACUCAAGCAGUCAUGAGUGCGUCGGCGUCAGAAUUCUGAUUCAAAGAAUUCACCAACGUCCGUACCGUACUUUUUCGUAAAUACAGGCCGGCUGGUAGAGCAGUACAAGUUACCGAUCCCACUUGCGCCAGUACCAAAAGCUACGGACGGCUACCGUAGCCGAGCAAAGAUCCAGGUAGUUGUGCCUCUUCGUACCCUCACUUUCUUUCUCCCUCUCGGAAGCAAAACGCAAAAUACACCAACAAUCUAUCUCGAAGCAAAGCAAACAAAACAACAAGCCACCAACCAUGUCGCCUAUCAAGUCUCUCUUUGUGUGCCUUCUCAUGGCUCCUCUAACCAUGGCGGUUGUCAAGCCUAGCCAACCCAUGGUGGACUGCGGAGUACCACAAGUCAACGUUCAGUGUCCUACUGACGGACUCUUUGCAUUGGACGGUGAGACCAUGGAGAGUUGUCAACAAAAAUGCGCCAAGACGGAAGGAUGUGCUUUCUACAGCUUUGGAAAGGGCGCUUGCAUGGGAUGCGCACACGACAUGGACGCUGAAGAGAGCAAUGGAGUCACCCUCUACCAAGUCGACUGUUUGGAGAUGACCCAACGUGUAUUGCAAGACAACUCCACUAUGGACACCAUGGACAACUCUACUUCACCCAGUGCUGAUCCUAUGCCCAGUGCUGACAUGGGCAACUCUACUUCCUCGGAUGGUAAGAGUGCUGCAAAUGUGGCUCAGUAUUAUUUGGGAUCUGUCGUUUUCAUGGCGGUCUCUGCCAUGAUGAUGUAAAAGUGUAAUGUCAUGCAAUACAUUGAUGGAAUGGAAUCAUUAGCUCUUCAGGAGCUAUCAACUGGUGCGCCUUUAAGUAGCUCAACGGUCAUGGCUCUUGCUGGCUACAUGUAUGGUAUACUAGCUAGCUAUGCCAAGAGUCAGAGUUGUGUUGUUGUUGUACAGUCCAUCUAUGGAUCUCUGGAGGACUGCUUGAUCAAGUUAAUCCCGCAGUAAAACGUAAAAGUGAAGUAACUAUAGUUCUUAUGUUGUCGUUGU
Molecule: messenger RNA, 1071 nt
Organism: Seminavis robusta
Lineage: Eukaryota; Bacillariophyta; Bacillariophyceae; Naviculales; Naviculaceae
Source: the annotation of a GenBank genome assembly